AUGGCGGCAUGGGAGGACGAUGAUAUUCUCGACACGCUGCGUCGCUUAUUCGAAGGUGUUAUGGAUCCGUUCGUUCGAGUUGUUGGUCGCAGAAAUGGGUGUGCGGCGCCGAGUAUAUACGAGAGUAGUGGGACUGGGACUGGGACAAUGGGACUCGAGUCCCACUUUUCCCAGUCCCAGUCCCAUCCCCGAGGGCCCGGAGUGGGACUCAGUGAAUCAAUAUCAUCCGCGUUGAGGGAUCGAGACAUGUCGCAUCACGUCGGUUGCGGCGCCGGCCGCGACGGCCGGGGUUUUCCACCCCGGACCCCGACCAGGGCCUUGCCCUGGACCCACCCUGCCGGGGGCUUCCGCUCGCCGCGUGGCCCGCUGCGCGGUGACAUGAGAAUGUGCGGGCGACACGUGGCACCACACAUCUUGGCUCUUACCCUCAUGGAGCUGCCAGCUGAGCUCAUCGACGCCAUCGUUUGCGACGUGAAGAGAAAGGACGAUCUCAGGUCGCUGUGUCUCGCCGCAUCGUGCUUUCGGUUCCCCUGUCAACAGCGCCUCUUCGGCACGCUCAGUAUUUCAAGUUGGGAGGGUAGAAGGGGGACAAGCUAUGCGCGGGCAGCCGUGCAAUUCGAGCGCUACCCCCACCUUGCUGCGCUCGUAGGCGAACUCAGAGUCUCGCUCAAGAAUCCUCGAGCUUAUCACAGUCCGUAUACCUCCGCCCACGACUCGGACCACGAUGCGGCCCGGCUCGCCACGCUUUUUGCACGCUUUACCGGCGUGUACUCGCUAACCAUAUCCGGUGACGAUGGUGCGUGGUUCACUAUGGCCGCCAUCAACAGGGCUUUCGCUGAUUGGCUGGUGCUCAUUCCACCCGGCACACUGCGGAAGGUCCGCUUCUCACAUAUCUGGGUCGUCCCGCGCCGCAUCAUUCGUUCCGUCUUCCGCGCGCUGGCGCCGCACUCGCAUGUCGAUUUCGACGUUGUGACGAUUGAGGAUAUUGCGUGCGAUGACCACCCCCCAUAUACAACGCAUUCCUGCGAAUUCGAGUUCAGGGACUGUCUCCGCAUGGACGCCCUUGCUCAGCCGGAGUUCUUGCCAUCCAUGCGCGCUCUCCGGAAGCUUGUCGUCCCGGUCAACGACCGCCUCGGUUUUUCGGAGGCGCUGCGCAUCUGCCAGGCCGCAGCCGGAAAUCUGGAACAUCUGCAUCUCAGGGUGACUAGGGCUACCGUUCUGGGGUAUGAUAAUCCACAGACUAUCGCAUUACCGCAGUGUCUCUCCGCGCUCAGCCAAGUCACGCUCACCUUCUUCUCGCUCGACUACGAGCUCCAGCUAGACAAACACUUCACCUGGGUGUUCACCACCAUCGUCGCUCCGCUCCUCCAGCGCAGCGUCACCCCCGCCUUGACCACCUUCGCUCUGCCCGUUGCGAUCUACGAGGAGCUUGCGCAGACUAUGGAUCACCUCAUAGAGGUGCUUCGCGACGAGACGGCAGCAGUGUGCCUAUGCCUACUCGACAGCAUCCUCACGGGUCGAGACAUCCGGUUGGUAUUGGUCCUCCAUGUGCGCAACUCGCAGCAGGUCAGUGGAGAUGAGCGAAAGACGCUUGUACAGGAGCUCGGAGAGCGUCUGCCGGGACUGGCUGAGAAGUGUUUGCUGGAUAUGGUGCUCGCGCCGUUCAAAGCUCUUGAUUAA
Molecule: messenger RNA, 1680 nt
Organism: Mycena indigotica
Lineage: Eukaryota; Fungi; Basidiomycota; Agaricomycetes; Agaricales; Mycenaceae
Exons: 2
Coding region: 1-1680 (559 amino acids)
Source: RefSeq, a predicted model, not a curated record